AUGGUUGCGUCACCCGCAGGAGAUGUAAAAACGGUUAAAAAGCUUUUGAGCAAGGAAACUCGAGGAGCCAAUUUAAUUACAGCUUCGUCCGGUACAGUUUUGCAUAUGGAUGCCACAGGCCCUAUGUCAAGUUUGUUAACGGCAGUUAAAGAAACUGUUUGUACGAUGCCUGAACGCGCUUUGGCUGUUGUAGAGGGAAAAGAUCUGAACAGUGAUGCAUUUUAA
This is a messenger RNA of Didymodactylos carnosus, 225 nucleotides long. Lineage: Eukaryota; Metazoa; Rotifera; Eurotatoria; Philodinida; Philodinidae. The record is from the annotation of a GenBank genome assembly.